Messenger RNA from Toxotes jaculatrix (banded archerfish), 1511 nucleotides. RefSeq lists its product as uncharacterized. Gene Ontology annotation, molecular function: calcium ion binding. Lineage: Eukaryota; Metazoa; Chordata; Actinopteri; Toxotidae. Bases 91 to 1227 code for a protein of 378 amino acids. The transcript has 9 exons. The record is from RefSeq and is a predicted model, not a curated record.
CUUAGACACAAACACCACCCGCCUGUCCGACUCCUGCUCCCCCGGAUUAAACGCACCUACAGACCAGAGACCGACACCUGAGAGUCCAGGAUGGAGACGCUGCAGAUCUUCAUGCAUCUGAGUGUUUUUAUCUCCAUGGUUUCAGCUGAGCCGGUGGACGAACCCGUCACCUACUCAUGCACAGAGGGCUACGAGUUCAACACUGAAGAUCAGGAAUGUAAAGACAUCAACGAGUGCGUCACGCUGCCAGACGCCUGUAAAGGAGGGAUGAGCUGCAUCAACCACUACGGAGGAUACUUCUGUCUGCCUCAGAACGCUCAGAUCAUCAUCAACGACGGAGAGGAAGAGCCCGCCCCCCCGACCACCCGCCCACCCCCUCCACGCUUCAUCCCCCUCCCCGCUGCACGCGGUCACCACGGCAACUACCAGACCACCGGCAACCAGGCCAGGCUGAUGUCCGUCCAGUGUCCGAUCGGUUUCACCACAGACGAGUUCAACAUCUGCCGUGAUGUGAACGAGUGCGUUCCCAGCAGCCCCUGCCAACACCUGUGCUACAACCUGCCAGGAUCCUUCCUGUGUCGGUGCGAUCGGGGCUACGAGCUGACCUCAGACCAGCUCAGCUGCCACGACAUGGACGAGUGCCUGCUGUCCACCUACCUGUGUCAGUGGCGGUGCGUGAACCAGCCCGGCUCCUUCAGCUGCAUCUGUCCUGAAGGAUACCAGCUGCAGGGAACACGCAUGUGCCAAGACAUUAACGAGUGCGAAACGGGACCGAGCUGCCCUGAGGACCAGAUGUGUUGGAACUACUUUGGAGGUUUCCGCUGCUAUCCCAGAAACCCCUGCCAGCAGCCCUACGUCCAGACCGGAGAGGGGCGCUGCAGCUGUCAGUCAGUGAGCGCGUGCAGCGGACUGCCGCCCUCCAUCGUCUACAAGUACAUGAGCAUCACGUCGGAGCGCUCGGUGCCGGCCGACAUCUUCCAGAUCCAGGCCACCAGCGUGUUUCCCAGCAUGCACAACACCUUCAGGAUCAAAGCCGGCAAUGAGGACGGACAGUUCUUCCUCAGGCGAUCCAGUAACGUGAGCGCCAUGCUGGUGAUGACGCGGCCUCUGAUUGGUCCCAGGGAGCACGUCCUGGACCUGGAGAUGGUGACGCAGAGCCCGGCUCUCAGCUAUCGCUCCAUCGCUCUGCUGCGCCUCACCAUCAUCGUGGGACCGUACGCCUUCUAGAAACGCGCCUCUUUACGGGAUUCUGCUUCCAGGACUGGUCGGACCCGACGUGUUUCUUUCAGUGGAGCUCAGACUCAGCCGAGCAGCUUUCAGAGGCUCUCAGGAUGAGUGGCUCCGUUUCAGCCUCGUUUCCUCUCUCGGUAUUUCAGGUGUCAGGUGUAUCAGAUAAAAUCCAGGUGAGACUUUGUCUCUUCUUCUUCCUGUUUUCAUAAUAUCAUCUGUAUGAGUAAGAUCUUUAUUCCGUGUCUGUACAAUGAAUCUGUGCAGCUCAGUCAUUCCUAAUA